GGCUGCUGGGUUGUGGGUCAGAGAAAACCUGCCAGCUGAGUUUUGAGUCUAUGGUCAAAGCCAACAACUUUGAUGAUGACCUGAGUCUUGGUGCUGACGCCUCAGUGUUAAACGGUGGAGAAAUUCCAUGUGAAGCUGGUCCAGCACAGCACCCUACCCCGAAACAACGAGGAGGCAGACUCACCAGCAGGUCUGUGACCAAGAUCAUUCAGCUGCACAGCUAUCAACAUGUUUUCACAGGCUUUUUUUCUUUUUCUAUUUUCACUUUGGAGAUGAAUUAAAAACUACACAAACCUGGAUUACUGCUGCCGUCAUUUCCCUUGGGGCAGAGCAUGGCCUCCAGCUGUCCCUCCUCCUCCUACACGUGCAAAACGACAUCAAGUGUAUCCGAGGUCCUGAAUAUGUGUUCGGAAGAUGCAGAGGAGACAUUGUAUGAGUUGGGUUUUGGCAACGAUGAGCCACAGGCCCCGGUGCGCAUCCCUCCUCGUUUCUUCACCUUCCCCUCUCAAGCUCAGGGCAUCAGCUUCCGCCUCUUCCUGGACUCGCAGCUGCGGCGGAUACGAGAGGAGGACCCCGGCCUCUCUCUAGCUAGUCGUUUCAGACAAGUCCAAGCGCUCACAGCGAUGGCCAACGCUUUCUACUCCCUCUACUCCCACGUGUCCCGAACCCCUCUCCAGAAACUGGUCCCGCCAGAGUUAAGCCUCUCGUCUCCUAUGGAGAAGCUCGACCGCUUCAGGAGCAGCAUUCGCAGUGAGCCGCGCUCUCCGGUGGAGAGGCUGAAGGACACCGUCUCCAAGAUGUGCCUCUACACGGGCUCCCCCCGAGGCUCAGACUCCACCUCACCGCAGCCGUCACCCAGGAAAAGGUCCAGCCUCCCUGAUGUUGUGGAUAUGGUCCUGGUGAACACCAAGGUGGGGGUGCCCAAGAAACUGGAUAUGGAGGAACACAACAGGAGUAGUUCAGCUGUGGAUGUUGGGCUCGUCACAGAUGAUGAUGGAUCCUGUAGCAACGGAAAAAUUGACACAGACAUUCUUAGAAAUAAAAUCCAUCGUAAGGAGAUGCACAGCAGUAAACAAACAGAUAAUACUGAAGCUGAUGAAAACAUCGUCCAACCAGCAGACGAUGACAGAAAAACAUCUCUAGAAACUGAGGUAGAAACAGAUCAUCAGUGUCUUUCACCUCAGGCAGGGCAGGACUCACAUUUUACUCAAAGUGACACAAAGACUGACGAGAUAAAGACAGUUUCCAUGGUUACAAAUGAUCUAAUCUGCCCGCAGAUAGCCGAGAGCGUACACCAGGCACCUUUCUGCUGUCAACAGACACACUGUCUGGAAACGAACACUGGGACAGAAGACACUGAUAAAGCACAUGAACCCAACAAACAAGCCCCUACCUCCGAUCCUGGUGAGGACUCAUCACACACAGGGGUCGGACUGCUGGAUGCAUCCAGCUCACUUCCUGUCCUGGCCCCUAACGGCAGCCAUACACAUUACUCUAUCUCUGUGACCGGCUGGGAGGGGGACGGUCCAUCCUGCUGCUCCUUGAACGCACCAGAUUCCUGUCCUGCUUCAAAUGUCUUGCCUGUCCAGACGCGUGAGGGGUCGUUAAACGACGGGAAAACUCAGUACCUGAACCCCCCGACACAUCAGAGCCUGAGGAUAUUCUCCAACAAUGUGAAACAGGUUAACUCGUUUGAGCUGGAGGAGGUGCACAGUGCAGGGGAGGAAGAAGUUGGACAGUCAAAUACUACAAGAACUACAAACUCACCAUUGUCCACUAAAGGGCAGCACAAAGGUGAAGUGGUCCGGGGCGACAGCUUGCAGUCAGACAGCAGCGGUUACGUAGAUGAAGAAGUCAGUCCCUCAUCGGACCGACAUGCCAGAUGACAUAAAACACAGAACUCCAUCGUUCAAUCUUCACACAUUUGCACUGAGGAUUUGGAUUUUUUACAUCUCAUGAGCUUUCAGAGGAUCUACACUGAAGAAAUCAAGUCAAGUUUAUCAAAAGUUUUUCCCAGUGCUCGUCCUCAAUACAAUUAUUGUAAAUGACUAAACAUAAAGUCGAUGAAAGACUGUGUGGAUCAUCAUAUUUGAGCGGUAAUAAGUCAAUCUGUUAUUAAAGCGUGACGAAUAUAUUACACCAUAACAGUCAAUUUCACAUGGAGCUCACAAUUUAUUUAAUUUAACUUUUCAAUUUUACUAUGACAAAAAAUCUGUCUCAAAUUUAAUGUCAGCACAAUAAAAUUCACCAUAACCAGCAGAUAACUUUACUUAUUUCAGUAAUCAGAAAAACAAUAUGCAGAUCUGCUGUUUGAGACAAAAUGAGGUCAGUGUUGCAUCAAACACGCUGCACUUGAACAUGUUCAGCCUGCAUCUGUGCAAAGGACAUUAUCUUUUCAACUAGUGC
Paralichthys olivaceus (Japanese flounder) is the source of this 2406-nucleotide messenger RNA. NCBI's taxonomy places the organism in Eukaryota, Metazoa, Chordata, Actinopteri, Pleuronectiformes, Paralichthyidae. The record is from RefSeq and is a predicted model, not a curated record.